This is a messenger RNA of Spodoptera littoralis (African cotton leafworm), 2650 nucleotides long. The record is from the annotation of a GenBank genome assembly. NCBI's taxonomy places the organism in Eukaryota, Metazoa, Arthropoda, Insecta, Lepidoptera, Noctuidae.
GAGUUCUCCAGCCCCAGACACACCGUCAGAGCGAGAUGGAGCGCGGUCUAGGAUGACGUCACCAGCGCGAGACUAUGAAAUGUUUGAAGAUGAGAGUGCUAUCCUCGGAGACAACCCUGAGGAGGAGGAAGAUGAUGGAGAAGAACUCUUCAAUGAUAAUAUGGAGGCUGACUAUCGUCCAAUGCCAGCGUUAGAUCGAUAUGAUGCAGAGGACUUGGAUGAAGAUGACUAUGACCCCAUGUCAAUACAAGACCGAGUGGCUGCUGAGCAGGAGUUGAGACGGAGGGACAGAGAAGAGGGCCGCAAUAGAAGAGAUGAUCGCGAUCUGUUGUACGAUGAAUCAGAUGAAGAAAGCACGGGUGCUCCGCGGGCGAAGCGCCGCCGUGCUGCAGAGAAAGCUGCCAUGGGUACUGAUGAACAAGUGGAGGAGGGAAUCGAAAGUAUUGAAAACUUGGAAGACACUAAAGGGUAUACCACCAAGGAGUGGGUCUCUAUGCUAGGACCCAGGACUGAGAUUGCUAACAGGUUCAAGAACUUCCUCCGCACAUACACAAACAGUAAGGGCCAGUUUGUGUACAAGGAGCGCAUCCGUCGCAUGUGCGAGCACAACCAGGCGUCCUUCCAUGUGGAGUUUGAUGUACUGGCUCGGAGAGAACAGGUCCUGGCGUACUUCUUGCCUGAAGCUCCUUUCCAGAUGUUGCAGAUUUUUGAUGAGGUAGCAAAAGACAUAGUCCUACAAAUAUUCCCAAGCUACGAGCGAGUCACCUCAGAGAUCCACGUACGCAUAUCAGACCUCCCACUCAUAGAAGAGCUAAGAACAUUCCGGAAACUUCAUUUGAACCAACUUGUGAGAACAGUGGGAGUAAUCACAGCCACUACUGGAGUCCUACCUCAGUUGUCCGUAGUCAAAUAUGAUUGUAAUAGGUGUGGGUAUAUUCUGGGCCCAUUUGUUCAGACUCAGAAUUCCGAAGUCAGACCCGGAUCUUGUCCGGAAUGUCAGAGCGCUGGACCUUUUAUGGUAAACAUGGAACAAACCGUAUACCGUAACUACCAGAAGGUCACAAUCCAAGAGUCUCCCGGCCGCAUCCCCGCCGGUCGUAUCCCAAGAAGCAAGGACUGUAUACUGUUGGCUGAUCUCUGUGAUAGGUGCAAGCCGGGAGAUGAAGUCGACCUCACUGGGAUCUAUACUAAUAAUUAUGAUGGGUCGCUUAAUACUGAACAGGGUUUCCCAGUAUUCGCAACAGUAAUAAUAGCGAACUACAUAGUAGUAAAAGACUGCAAGCAUAUCGUGGAGUCCUUAACUGAUGAAGACGUGGCCACUAUUGUCAAGUUGUCCAAGGAUCCACGCAUUGGAGAGAGGAUAGUACAAAGCAUUGCUCCUUCUAUAUUCGGACACGAUUAUAUUAAACGAGGACUUGCUUUAGCACUGUUUGGUGGGGAGCCGAAGAAUCCAGGUGACAAGCAUAAAGUGAGAGGUGACAUCAAUGUUCUUAUAUGUGGUGACCCCGGUACUGCUAAAUCACAAUUCUUAAAGUACACCGAAAAGAUCGCGCCCAGAGCAAUCUUCACAACAGGUCAGGGUGCCAGUGCAGUCGGUCUAACCGCUUAUGUCAGGAAAAAUCCCACUACCAGAGAUUGGACCUUAGAAGCCGGUGCGUUAGUACUAGCAGAUCGUGGAGUGUGCCUUAUCGAUGAAUUCGAUAAAAUGAACGACGCAGACCGCACCUCUAUACACGAGGCUAUGGAACAACAGUCUAUUUCCAUCUCCAAAGCCGGUAUCGUGACGUCACUACACGCUAGAUGUUCAAUAAUAGCGGCCUCCAAUCCUAUAGGCGGUCGUUACGAUGCAUCGCUAACGUUCUCUGAGAACGUGAACCUGUCUGAGCCAAUCCUGUCACGUUUCGACGUGCUUUGUGUUGUAAGGGACGAGGCAGACCCUAUGCAAGAUGCUCAUCUCGCGAAAUUCGUCGUAUCGUCUCACAUCCGCCACCACCCGACCCAGCGCGGCGCCACUCUAGAGGACAGUAACGCGCCAGACCCUGAUUUUGUACUGCAACAGGAUCUACUCAAGAAGUAUAUUGUCUAUGCCAGGGAGAAUGUUCAUCCUAAGCUACAGAACAUGGACCAGGACAAAGUAGCGAAAAUGUACAGUCAGCUCCGACAGGAGUCUCUGGCUACAGGCAGCUUGCCGAUCACAGUCCGUCAUAUUGAAUCUGUGAUCCGUAUGAGCGAGGCUCACGCCCGAAUGCACCUGCGUCCGCAAGUAUCGGAGGAGGACGUCAACAUGGCCAUUCGUACAAUGCUGGAGAGCUUCGUCGAGACACAGAAAUACAGCGUCAUGAGGGCUAUGAGACAGACAUUCCAAAAAUACCUAUCAUACAAGAAGGACCACAGCGAGCUCCUCUACUACAUACUACGCCAACUAACAAUGGACCAGCUAGCCUACAUGAGAGGAUUACACAAUCAUUCCCAGUCCACUAUUGAAAUUUCGGAGAGAGAUCUUCUAGAAAGAGCCAGGCAGAUCAACAUCAGUGAUUUGAAACCCUUCUAUGACAGCAGGAUCUUCAAAAUGAACAGUUUUACUUACGAUGCUAAGAGGAAGGUUAUUGUUCACAUCUUACCUGAUACACCGUCUAGUGCCGCUUCGUAG